AUGCGAAAGGCAUGUGAUACUUGCCCAGCUUUAACACGUACUGGACUUACGUGCCCAAGUGGUGCCACCUGUACAACGGUUUCUCUACGUAAUGGCCAAUGCAAGGAAGCAUUUUGUCCUGAUGGUUUGAUGACUGCUGAUGGAGUACAAGUGACUUUCUUGACGUGUAAUCGUGAAGGGCAAUGGGUUGACGGUGCAGGAGUCGUUUACACAGCUGCACAGUGCGAAAUAUCUUGUGCGAACUGCGCAGCUUUAACCAAUAAUGGCAUGCCAUGUCCAACAGGGCGAAUUUGCGAGCUUACUGCUGAAAGACAAGCUUGCGAUCAGUGUACAGCAUUAGGAGUUGGCACAUGUCCUACAGGAUUUGUGUGUACUGCUGUCGUCACUGAAGCAGGUUAACA
This is a messenger RNA of Strongylus vulgaris, 401 nucleotides long. The record is from the annotation of a GenBank genome assembly. NCBI's taxonomy places the organism in Eukaryota, Metazoa, Nematoda, Chromadorea, Rhabditida, Strongylidae.